Aspergillus uvarum CBS 121591 is the source of this 1467-nucleotide messenger RNA. Its product is annotated as Zn(II)2Cys6 transcription factor. Lineage: Eukaryota; Fungi; Ascomycota; Eurotiomycetes; Eurotiales; Aspergillaceae. The transcript has 3 exons. Gene Ontology annotation, biological process: positive regulation of transcription by RNA polymerase II. Bases 1 to 1467 code for a protein of 488 amino acids. Gene Ontology annotation, cellular component: nucleus. The record is from RefSeq and is a predicted model, not a curated record. Gene Ontology annotation, molecular function: zinc ion binding; transcription cis-regulatory region binding; DNA-binding transcription factor activity, RNA polymerase II-specific.
AUGGAGUCCGACACGUUGCCUCUUCAGCGCAAGAAGAGGCAAUCCCAACGAUCCACGACCGGGUGUAUCAUGUGCCGGACCCGCAAGAAGAAAUGUGACGAGCUGCAUCCCAUCUGUACUGGCUGCCAGCGCAACGGGUUAAUAUGCGAAUGGCCCUCCGCGGAGCGACCGCAACGCAGGCCGCGCCGGUCACAGCACCACCACCUGCCCCAGAUGGGCUAUGCUUUGCCGCCGCAUAUCGAGGCGAUGAUCACCGUCUUUGCCGUCCCCAAUGCCGACAUGGCCAGUCGUCUCCUGUCUCACUUCACUGACUACAGCCCUAGAUGGCUCUCCACCCGCACAGGACGCCGCCGGUCGGAAUUCCUGAACCACCUGAUCCCAGCGGCUAUGGAUAGUCCACUGAUUCUGAAGUGUAUGUUGACUGUCUCGGCCGCGGACCUGAUCAAGUAUGAUCCCUCCAACGUGGGACUGAAGGGUGCGGCGGUGGAGUACUACGGUCAAGCGCUUGCGAGCCUCCGUGAAGCUAUCGCCGAUGAAGAGAGAUCCGGCAGCAGCCCCUCUGUCGCAGACUAUACCCUCUUAGCUGUAUUGCUUAUCUGUCUCCACGAGAUCCAAAACUUCACCUCUGUGCACCGCCUCCUCCCCCAUCUCAACGCAGCAGCAGCCCUUUUUUCGCAUAAAUUAGACGCCACCACCGCCCCGCCCAACUCACAGCUCCGUCAACUUCUGUCCGAUCUAUUCAGCUACUUCUUCGCUCUGACCACCUUCACCCAUGGCCCCCAUCUCGCCCUCCACCGAGGCUCCUCUAUCCUCGAAUCCUACCUGACCACUACCCCAUCCGCCCUCAACCCGAACAAAGACCCAAGCCCAGGAACCGGGGCAAUCCUCGGUACCGCCCAACAAAUCUUUCUGAUCAUCUUCCGCGCCUCCCACCUCAUCCAGCUCGCCAAACAAACCCACACCCCGCUCACCGCCGCCAUGAAGACAAAACUCGCCGCCAUGGAGCGCCAGCUCCACGCCCUGCAGAACAAAACCCUGCCCCCGUUCAAACAGGGCUACACCAACGUCGAAGAACAAGGCGACGCCAUCAUGUCCGAGCUCUACCGGCUGGCGUGUAUUCUGUAUCUGAAACGAACGAUCGACCCUGCCCUCGGGAUCAAAGGCCACGCGAUCCAAGCCAUUGUCACGGAUUUUAUUCGGCUGCUGGAACUGCUGCCGCCCCACCACCCGGUCAACUGUAUCCUGUGCUGGCCGCUGGUGGUGGCGGGCUUGUGUACGACGCUGCAUGCGCAUCAGCGGGUGAUCACGACGCGGCUGGGCCAGAUUUAUGGGGUGUGGACGUCGGAUCUGGUGACGAUGAGUAUGGAGCUUUUGCGGCGGGUGCAGGCGGGUGGGGAUGAGCUGCAUUCCUCGAAUGUGGGUGGUUAUGGGAUGCAUGAUUUGGAGUUUGCGAUGGUUCUUUUGUAG